Molecule: messenger RNA, 1485 nt
Organism: Aureococcus anophagefferens
Lineage: Eukaryota; Pelagophyceae; Pelagomonadales; Pelagomonadaceae
Exons: 1
Coding region: 1-1485 (494 amino acids)
Source: RefSeq, a predicted model, not a curated record
AUGCUUCGUGCUGUCAUCGCUGCCUUCCUCGCCGCGACCACCAGUGGCGACGUCGCCGAGCUGUGCGCGGCCCAGGCGUCCCGGGCGGCCCCCGAGAAGCUGGCCCAGGAGCAGCAGUUCAACUCGCCGAGUCGCUGCCGGGGCUGGCCGCUUUUACGGCGGCUGGCGUCGGACGUCGUCGGCGCUGCCACCGUGGAAGCCGACGGCGCCGUCGCCUUCGAGCUCGCGCCCUGCGGCAACAACGCGACGUUCCGGCGGUCGCUGAGCGUCUUCCUCAGUUUCUACUCUGCCGACGUUCGCGACGCGACGCUCGCGACCGCGGAGCCCGGCUCGCGGGCGCUCCGCGUGCGCUGGAGGCCGCCGCUCGCCGGCGCCUACGACGUCGUCGCCCGGCUCCACUUCUACGGCGACGACUGCGACGGGUCGCCGCCCGUCUACCUCGGGGGCAGCGAGCCGCGCUGCGCGCCGCGCGAGAAGUGCAAGACGCCGCGGCUCCAGAAAAAUUGCGACGAGCUCGCGCGCGUGCCCGCGGCCCCGCGGCGCAUCGCCGCGCCGGCGGCGCCGGCCGCGGACGCGGCGGCGGACGCGCCGCAGUGCCGCGACGGCGCGACGCGCGACGGCCACUGGCGCCGCUUCGCCCGGGGCGACGUCGGCCCGGGCUACACGGGGUCGCCCUGGGACGCGCUCGUCGCGCGGUCCGUGCACAAAGCGGACAAGAAGAUGGCGCCCUGGCGCUUCGCGCGGCCCGGCUGCGCCUACCACUACUUCGCGCCCGGCGACGCGCGGCGCGCGCUCGACGGCUCGCUGCUCCUCUUCGUCGGCGACAGCCUCCUGCGGGGCCUCUACGCGACGACCGUGCGCCUCCUCGGCGGCGCGGCGAGCGACGACAAGCUCAAGGCGCGCGAGGACGCGGCGCGCGGCAAGGGGGGCAAGCGCGCGUCGAACGACCCCGCGUCGCGGACGUCCUUCGACCUCGGCGGCGCGCGCCUCGCCUACGCGUCCAUGUGGUCCGACGCGGAGCUCGGCGCCGUCAAGGCCGCCGUCGGCCGCGCCGCGGCCCGCGGCCAGCCCUUCGCGCGCGUCGUCGUCGUCGCCAACUGGGGCGCGGAGCACAGCGUCGCCGCGGCCUGCGACAGGGUCGAGGCCAAGUUCGCGCGCCAGGCGAACCGCGCGCGCGACGCCGUCGCGGCCGCGCUCCCCGGGGACGCGCCCCGGUCGCUGGUCGUCGCGACGCCGACGGCGAUGCUCGCGCGGCGGAACCCGGGCAUGACGACGGCGAAGGCCCGCGCGCUCGGGCGCGUGCUCGCGGCGCAGGCCGAGGCGACGCGCCGCGGCGGAGCCUUCGCGGCCGCGGACCUCCUCGACCUCUCGAACCUCACGAAGGCGCGCUUCGACGACGCGACGCUCGACGGCGUCCACUACGGCCAGACCGCCGCGACCAUGGGCGCGACCGUGCUCCUGAACAUGCUCGCCGCGCGGCCCUAG